AUGAGAUUCACGCAUACGGACCACGCGCAGACACACACGCGCUGUUCUGGCACCCAGCAGUCGGCCAUGAACACCCACUCCAUCGAUAGAGAAGAGAACCGGAGGCGCAUGAGGAACGGCGAGCUCUACUGGGCCUUUGCCCCGGAUCUCAUUGCUGACCGGAAACGAUGCAAGGCGGCAUGCGACAAGCUCAACUCCGCCGGUGAUGUGAGCCGCCGCACACUUGUCGGCCUCUGGAAAGACAUCAACGGCGACACGGUCCCUCUUCCUCCAAUGCGAGCCCGCCGGGACGAGGAUAGUGCCCUGCUCGAGAACUACCCGUGGAUUGAAACCCCCAUAAAGAUGGAUUACGGCUACAACGUAAAGCUCGGCGAAAACGUGUACAUCGGCUCCAACAGCACGUGGGUAGAUACCUGCCUCAUCACGGUGGGCUCACGCACUAUCAUCGGCCCCAACUGCUGCUUCUACAGCGGCGAGCACCCACUAGACCCCUCCCUGCGCAAUGGCACCCGUGGACCGGAAAGCGGGAAGCCCAUCACCAUCGGCGACGACUGUUACUUGGGCGGUAAUGUUAUCGUGCUGCCCGGCGUCACCAUCGGGCGCGGCGUGACCGUCGGCGCAGGGAGCGUCGUGACGAAGGAUGUGCCGGACUAUGUAUGCAUCGCCGGCAACCCGGCGCGGAUAAUCAAAAAGGUCACGCCGUCGGGCGACGGGUUGACGCCGGCGUUGUCGACCAACUUCAAUUACACCUCUACUAUGUAG
This is a messenger RNA of Colletotrichum graminicola M1.001, 762 nucleotides long. Its product is annotated as galactoside O-acetyltransferase. Gene Ontology annotation, molecular function: acetyltransferase activity. The record is from RefSeq and is a predicted model, not a curated record. The transcript is spliced from 3 exons. NCBI's taxonomy places the organism in Eukaryota, Fungi, Ascomycota, Sordariomycetes, Glomerellales, Glomerellaceae. The coding region runs from base 1 to 762 and encodes 253 amino acids.